AUGAAGUGCCAUAAAGGGGCGAGAGAAAAUAUAUUCCAUCUCCAUGAUAAAAUACUUGUAACAUUCUUCCUCAUUUGGACAUUGAUUUGUUCUCACCCGACUAAGUACAGCGAACUGUAUGACAUACCACAUAAUUCUGAAACAUCAUUGGCUCCAAGAUAUAAUAGAUCAUUAGCAGAAAAUAUAGGAGACACUCAAGGAGGAACUAACAAAUUAAGAAGUCGAAAUGGAACUCCUCCAACUAAGGGAAACAAACCAAGGGGAACUCCCCCCAGCGGGUUACAAGCUAAUAAAAAAACGGAUCUAACGCAAAACAAGCCACCAGUUGGAAAUACCGCUGAUAAAAAAAAAAUUGACAAAAGAACGAAAAGGCCAACAGGUCAAUCAUUGCAAAAUGUUCAAAAACCGCCCGCAGAAAAAGGGAACACCAUGAAAAAUGGAUUAACCGAGUGUAAAUUGAAGGGAGAUCAUACGGGAGGACCAAAAGCUAAUAAUAAAUCGACCAAAUCAACCGUUCAGUCUAUGAAGGGGUCUGCACCCACUGGCUUAAAAGUUACUAACGAAGGAGUUCAAUCAGUAGGCAGUCCUGCAGUGUUACCCCCCCCUAGCAAAUUAAACACCAAUAAAAAAAAAUGUACAGUGCCCAAUUCUCCGAAAAGGAAAGUCCCUAGUUCGUCAAAAGUCAGUAAAAAAGGAGAAAAGGCAACUAACUCACAAAAAGGAUCCCCAUCUGCCGUAUUAAAGGCCACCAACAAAGACGAACCAGAAAGUCGUUCUUCAGGAAAAGUGAAAACAUUCGAAUCGGGGGAUAAUGUAAAAAAUGAUAAUUUACCCACACAAAAACUCAACGAAUUACUCAUUAAUCAGAAAGACAAUAAAACUCCAAAACACACAUCAGUGCAAGAAGGACGAAACCAAUUAAAUGAGAAUGAAAAAAAACGGAAGCCCAAAAAACAUCCAUUCAAAAAUGCUCCCCCCAGUGGAUUAGUGGCAGGCAAAAGAAUGAGCGAACCAAGUAAUUCUAAAUUGAAAAACAAACCGCACAGUGGACUGCUAGGAAACCAAAAAGACACGGAAUCGCCAUCUUUUCCUUUAAAAAAUAUUCCCAAGGGUGAUUUAAAAAAUAUUCCCAAAGGUGAUUUAAAAAAUAAGCCGAAAGAGUCAACAAACAAUGUGUUAAAAAAUAUACCUGCUGGUGAACAAAAGGGGAAUGAGAAAAAUGACCCAACUAAAUCUAUCAGAUUCCCAGGAAAUGAAGGCGAAUUUGAUCUAAAUAUACAUUCAGGGGAAGUUGAUAAUAAAAAAUAUGUAACUAAAGUUUACACUUUGAAAAGAGGCAAAUAUUUUAAUGAGAAUUUGGACGGAAUUAUACAUGGAGUAAACGAUAAAUUAACUCUUGAACUCCAACAACUUGAAACAUGUGGCAGACGAGUACAACCAUUGCAGAACAAACCUCCCGCAUUAAAAGAAUAUAGCGAAAGUAACAUAUCAAAAGAUUAUCAACUGAAAAACGAACAACCUGAUUUAAAAAAAUAUGGCGAAAGUAACAUAUCAAAAGAUUAUCAACUGAAAAACAAACAACCUGAUUUAAAAGCAUAUAAUGAAAGUCACCUCACAGAGGAAAAUGGAUUAGCACAUAGGGCACCUACAGGAUUAAAAGAAUUUGAAAAGUCGGACGAAACAAGGGAUUAUGGAUUAAAGGGGUAUACAGAUUCGGAAAUAAAAGAACCAAAAAUUGAUGAUCAAUCAAGUAGUCAAGGAAAUGAGGAAAAUAUAAAUGUCCAGUCAGACGAAACUGUAAGUACUGUAGCAAAGCUGGAUAAUGCCAAUAAGCCGGUCAAGAAUGCUGGAAUAAUAGGAAAUAUUCCCACCGAUGUAGAUCGUAUCGAAAGAACUCUAGAAACUGUAUUCUGUGUCCUCAAGGAAGAUGACGAAGGAGAGUUAGGCGAAUAUAUCGAAAUACAUUCAAAAAAAUGUUAUAAAUUAGAUGCAAAUGUAAAAGACGGAGUAAAGGAAUAUGAUGAAAAACUUGAAGAUGCGUCCUACGGAUUUAGAGAAAAGCUCCCAGUUACUAAAGUGCAAGAGUACGAUGUAGUCGAAAGAGUAUUUGAUAAACCAAUAAAAGUUAAAAAAGAAAACAUUAAGCCUAUAGAACAUUACACAUACACUUAUAGUGGAUCAAAACCUGGGUCGCCACAAAAAAAUUAUGGAUUGUUAGAUUUUUUCUCCUUUACUUUUAAUGUUCUUUCGGAUCGUGAUGUAUACUUGGUAAAAAAAGAGAAUAUGUCCUUAUACAAAUUGGGCAAAGAAGCUAUGAAGGGUAAGUUAACCCAAGAAUUGAUGCAUGAGUAUGUUACUCAUUGUGUGAAACCAAAGGUGAAAAAAGAAAAAGUAAAAAACAAGGAGAAAUCAAAAAAUAAAGAACAGAAAGGGAAAAAAAAACAAGCAGAAAUUAAAAAUUAA
Molecule: messenger RNA, 2463 nt
Organism: Plasmodium coatneyi
Lineage: Eukaryota; Apicomplexa; Aconoidasida; Haemosporida; Plasmodiidae
Product: Erythrocyte membrane protein 3
Exons: 2
Coding region: 1-2463 (820 amino acids)
Source: RefSeq, a predicted model, not a curated record